UAACCUCUCUUCAACUGGCCGCGUAGUUCAUUCAUGAGAUAUCACCAUGAAAUACUUUGCUGUUUGCGCACUCCUCAUCCUGCCGCUGGUCAGCGGUGGAAUCCUGCCACGCCCACCCACCAGACACUUUGUGGCCUACGAGAUCCAGUCUACCCACAAUCUGCCCCAGAUGGAAGCCAUCGUCCAGAAGAUGCAGGCCCUAUUCCAGAAUAUGAUUCCGGAUAUGUCCGUCCUGGCCGACUCUGUUGCCGUACCAGAUAUGUCGGUGGCUACUGACGCCGAUGAAACCCCCAGGAGGCGUUCCACCGAGUUCAAGAUCGCCCCGAUCGCCUCCCUUGGUCUGAAGCAGCACCAGCUGGACAGGAUCGCUGGUGCCAUUGCCAGCAUGAUACCCGACAUGUCCGUUGCCUCCGAUGGCGAUGACUCGCCCAAGCAGGCUGUUUCCGGUAUCAAAACUCUCCCGAAAAUGGCCAAGGUUUCCGGAGGCGAGCCAGUGGAGAUCAUGACCCAUGCCGAUGCCGAUCUAGUUCCCGACAUGUCCGUGGCCUCCGACGCUGAUGAUACUCCCAGGAAGGUGGCUGCUGGCCUCAAGACCCUGCCUUUGUUAACCAAGGUCUCCGGAGGCGAGCCAGUGGAGAUCAUGACCCAUGCCGAUGCCGAUUUGAUUCCCGACAUGUCCGUGGCCUCCGAUGUUGAUGAUACACCCAGGAAGGUGGCUGCUGGCAUCAAGACCCUGCCUCAGUUGACCAAGGUCUCCGGAGGCGAGCCAGUGGAGAUCAUAACCAAUGCCGAUGCCGAUUUGAUUCCCGACAUGUCCGUUGCCUCCGACGCCGACGUGACCCCCAAGCAGGCUGUUGCCGGACUCAAGACCCUGCCCCAGUUGACCAAGGUUUCCGGAGCCGACCCCGUAGAGCCCCAUGUCCUAGCUAAUGCUGAUCUGGUUCCCGACAUGUCCGUGGCUUCCGAUGCUGAGGAUAAGGCUGCAAACCAGCUGCCCGAUAUCUCAGUGGCCGGCGAUGCCAAGUUCGAUCCCAAGAUGCCUCUGGCUGCCCUUUUGGCCAGGCUCCACUAAUUAACUGUGGAGGCCAUCAGCUGCCCGAUUAAAUCGGAAAUGAUUCAAAUCUAACUGGUUGUGUGUUAUUGUAUUCUUAAGCCUUUAUGCGAAUUGUAAUCAAUUUUUAAGAGAGCAAAGAUAAGGUGGUUUUAUUUUUGUUUUUAUUUUGCCAAUCAGCCAUUGAUUGCAGUUAUCUGACUCGGUUGAUUUAAUACGAAUUUCCUAUCACUGAAGUAGUUAUCUUGUCAGUAUUAAAGAAAAAGUUGGACGUCAGCGAUUCGUGAAGCUUAA
Drosophila erecta is the source of this 1345-nucleotide messenger RNA. RefSeq lists its product as uncharacterized. The transcript has 3 exons. The record is from RefSeq and is a predicted model, not a curated record. NCBI's taxonomy places the organism in Eukaryota, Metazoa, Arthropoda, Insecta, Diptera, Drosophilidae. The coding region runs from base 47 to 1072 and encodes 341 amino acids.